AUGAGUGUCCUUCGUUCCUUCAAAGCCACGGAUAUGUUCACAUUUAACAAUAUCAAUCUGGACAUCUGGACAGAGACCUACAAUGUUGGCUUCUACCUCAGUUACCUUUCGCGAUGGCCAGACCUUUGCUGUGUGCAGGAAUCACCUAACGGCCGCCAGAUGGGUUACGUUAUCGGAAAAGCAGAGGGAUCCAACACUGAAUGGCACGGGCAUGUCACCGCUAUAUCCGUAGCGCCGGAAUACCGGAGACUCUCUCUUGCACGUAAAAUGAUGACCCUUCUGGAAAUGGUUUCAGACAAUAUUUAUCGCGGUUACUUUGUGGAUUUAUACGUUCGGUGCACCAACAAUGUCGCAAUAGAACUAUACGAAGGGCUUGGGUACAGCGUAUAUCGCAGGGUGCGAGAGUAUUAUGGUAAUCUCGGCGUAGGAAAAGGCGGCAGAGAUGAGGAAGAUGCCUUUGAUAUGCGCAAACCUCUGUCUCGGGAUCCUGGAAGACGUUCUGUUCGAACUAAUGGACGCGACAUGCUUGUCAGUGCCCAUGACGUGCCAUGA
Molecule: messenger RNA, 552 nt
Organism: Guyanagaster necrorhizus
Lineage: Eukaryota; Fungi; Basidiomycota; Agaricomycetes; Agaricales; Physalacriaceae
Product: N-acetyltransferase
Exons: 5
Coding region: 1-552 (183 amino acids)
Biological process (GO): N-terminal peptidyl-methionine acetylation
Cellular component (GO): NatB complex
Molecular function (GO): protein-N-terminal amino-acid acetyltransferase activity
Source: RefSeq, a predicted model, not a curated record